Molecule: messenger RNA, 5149 nt
Organism: Acipenser ruthenus (sterlet)
Lineage: Eukaryota; Metazoa; Chordata; Actinopteri; Acipenseriformes; Acipenseridae
Product: vam6/Vps39-like protein
Exons: 25
Coding region: 630-3257 (875 amino acids)
Biological process (GO): autophagy; vesicle-mediated transport; intracellular protein transport
Cellular component (GO): cytoplasm; membrane
Molecular function (GO): protein binding
Source: RefSeq, a predicted model, not a curated record
CCGGUUUAGAGUAAACGUUGUGGGUCACUGCCACUUUAAUGCAAUUUAUUUUUGUGUUAAAAACUGGCGAGUCACGUGAGAAUCAUGGACCGUCUCCUGCUGGUCACAAAAAACAAGCUAGAGGAAGUUACAGGCUUUCAAAUACAAAUAUGUCAAAAGCUUCCGUAUUCAAACUGACAGUUUAGUGUCGUUUUAUUUUUUUAGAUUGAAGGAUAACAUAUUCUUUUAUCCGGUAACGUGUAAUCAAUGCGGGAUUUUAUUAACAAACAUUACAGUAUGCGAUGGUGUGAGUAGGGACUCCAUGGAUGACAGGCGAUCCUCAGCGGAACGGACCUGAGAACAGAGCCGGGCAAAGAUACCUCAGACUCGGCUGCCCCCAGUCCUCCGGUACGGCUAGUUCCUUAAGUUAUAUAAAACCUGAACUAGCUGUUGUGAAAUCAGACUGACGACAUUGUUCCCUAGUAAAAGGAUACAUCACAUUACGGAAUUAAUAUAUAUUUACUAAACAGCAGAACUGAGGUUCCGGGAUCCUGUGGAUCGAUAUUUGAUCCCCGGAGAAGAGGGGUUCCAGGAGUCGUGCAGCGCUGCUUGUUGUUUUUUCCAGCCGGGAGAAACGCACAGCAGCAGGGAUGCACGACGCGUUCGAGUCGGUGCCGAUCCUGGAGAAGCUGCCACUGCAGAUAGACUGCAUGGCGGCCUGGGAGGACUGGCUUCUUGUCGGGACCAAACCAGGACAUCUCCUCCUCUAUAGAAUUAAGAAGGAUCCAAGCAGUAACAGGUUUGAAGUGACACUGGAAAAAUCCAACAAAAAUUUCUCCAAGAAAAUUCAGCAGCUGUACGUGGUGUCCCAGUUUAAAAUCCUUGUCAGUCUGCUAGAAAACAAUAUCCACGUCCACGACCUGCUGACUUUCCAGCAGAUCACUGUCAUCGCCAAGGCUAGAGGGGCCACUCUGUUUGCAUGUGACCUCCAGCACUCCAGUUCAGGAGAGGCGAAGCUGAGGAUGUGUGUUGCUGUGAAGAAGAAGCUGCAGCUCUAUUACUGGAAGGACAGAGAGUUCCAUGAACUCCAGGGGGAUUUCGCGGCCCCAGACGUCCCCAAAUCCAUGGCCUGGUGUGAGAACUCCAUCUGUGUGGGGUUCAAACGGGACUACUACCUCAUUCGGAUGGAUGGGCGGGGCUCUAUCAAGGAGCUGUUCCCCACAGGGAAGCAGCUGGAGCCCCUGGUUGCCCCACUGGCUGAUGGGAAGGUGGCGGUUGGGCAGGAUGACCUGACAGUAGUGCUCAAUGAAGAAGGAGUCUGCACUCAGAAAUGUGCUCUGAACUGGACUGAUAUCCCGAUUGCAAUGGAGCACCAGCCCCCCUAUAUAAUCGCAGUGCUGCCUCGCUACGUUGAGAUCCGCACCUUUGAGCCUCGGUUACUGGUGCAGAGCGUGGAGCUGCAGAGACCUCGCUUCAUCUCCUCCGCGGGCCCCAACAUAGUUUACGUCGCCAGUAACCACUUUGUGUGGCGGCUGGUUCCUGUCUCUAUAGCAACACAGAUCCGGCAGCUUCUUCAGGAUAAGCAGUUUGAAUUGGCUCUCCAGCUGGCAAUGAAGGAUGAUUCCGAUGGAGACAAGAGGCAGCAAAUCCACCACAUCCAGAACCUGUAUGCCUUCAACCUGUUCUGUCAGAAACGCUUCGACGACUCCAUGCAGGUCUUCUCCAAGCUGGGCACAGAUCCCACUCACGUGAUUGGGCUGUACCCAGACCUGCUGCCCUCCGACUACAGGAAGCAGCUGCACUACCCUAACCCCCUACCCAGCCUGUCGGGCGCAGAACUGGAGAAGGCAAACCUGGCACUCAUCGACUACCUGACCCAGAAACGGAGUCACCUGGUGAAGAAGCUGAAUGAUGCGGACCCCUCGCCCACCUCUCCUCUCAUGGAGGGGAUUCCCAUCAUCAAGUCCCGCAAGAAACUCCUGCAGAUCAUUGACACCACGCUGCUCAAGUGCUACCUGCAUACCAACGUAGCCCUGGUGGCACCGCUGCUGCGCCUGGAGAACAACCACUGCCACAUCGAGGAGAGCGAGUACGUGCUGAAGAAGGCUCACAAGUACAGCGAGCUCAUCAUCCUGUACGAUAAGAAGGGGCUGCAUGAGAAAGGCUUGCAGGUGCUGCUGGAUCAGUCCACGAAGGCUAACUCCCCCCUCAAGGGCCAUGAGAGGACGGUGCAAUACCUGCAGAGACUGGGGGUGGAGAACUUGGGAAUCAUUUUCGAGUUCGCUCCCUGGGUGCUGAAAAUAUGUCCUGAAGAUGGACUGAAGAUCUUCACUGAAGACCUCACGGAGGUGGAGACUCUGCCGAGAAAGGAGGUCCUGUCCUUCCUCAAGGAGGGCUUCAAGGAGCUGGCCAUCCCAUACCUGGAGCACAUUAUUCUGGUGUGGGACGAGGUGGGAUCAGAGUUCCAUAACUGCCUGAUCCAGCUGUAUCUGGAGCGAGUGCAGGUCCUGAUGAAGGAGUACCUGAACUCGCUGCCCGAGGAUGAGAGCCCAGUGGCUGCUGGGAAUGAGGAGGGGGAGCUGGGGGAAUUCCGGAACAAACUCCUGAACUUCUUGGAGAUUUCCAGUAACUACGAACCAGACCGUCUCAUCAGCGACUUCCCCUUCGACGGGCUGCUGGAGGAGCGCGCCGUGCUGCUGGGCCGGAUGGGGAAACACGAGCAGGCCCUCUUCAUCUACGUGCACAUCCUGCAGAACAUCAGAAUGGCUGAGGAGUACUGCCACAAACAUUAUGACAGGCUCACCGAUGGAAAUAAAGAUGUGUAUCUGUCUCUGCUGCGGAUGUACCUUUCCCCCCCAGACGUUCACUGCCUGGGGCCAAUCAAAAUGGAGCUGUCUGAACCGCAGGCCAAUCUACAGGCAGCGCUGCAGGUCCUGGAGCUUCAUCACAGCAAACUGAACACCACCAAGGCGAUUAACCUUCUUCCCGCUAACACCCAAAUCAGGGAGAUCCGAGUUUUUCUCGAGAGCAUUCUGGAGGAGAAUGCCAAGAAGAAGAGAUUCAACCAAGUUCUCAAGAGCCUGCUGCAAGCAGAGUUUCUCAGGGUUCAGGAGGAGAGGAUUUUCCACCAGCAGGUGAAGUGCAUCGUCACAGAGGAGAAGACGUGCCGCGUGUGCAAGAAGAAGAUUGGAAACAGUGCGUUUGCCAGGUACCCGAACGGUGUGGUGGUUCAUUAUUUCUGCUGUAAGGACCGCAGCGCCUGCCCAACGGAGCUGUGAGCUUCCCCCAGCCCUGAAACUCACCGCCUGGGCGACUCAGAACCACGGAGCAAAGGGAAACUAGCCUGUUCUGAUGGGGAAAUCAGCAGUGCCUUUAAGAGCCCGGAGAUUGUAGACAGGAUAGUCGGACUCCAGGGGACUGGGUGGAUCAGGAUGUAAGGUGGGGUUUGUCGGGGUCCUAGCCAAGGCUUUGAAAUCUCUCUUAGCAUUCGGUCCCCUUAUUGUGCUGAAGAUUUGUUGUAUUUAUUUAUUUAGGGUUAUUCACCUCACAAUAGAUGUAGAAAAGGUGAACUGUAUCACUUCUAUAGUCUAGUCCACGGACUUCUAUAAAAAUGGCCUUGUCUUUGACAGUGACUGUAAAUAUUGCGGCAUUGCUAAGAGGAAACAUUACACUUUUGACUGACUAAUGUCUCUCUGAUCUCUAUGGAAAACCGCACAUUUUUUGGAUCAGUUUUACAUCAGUUUGUUGGUUUGACCACAGAAAGUGAUAAGGUACUAGGAAGCAGCAGUUUACAGUUUUAAAUCUGUAGUGAUCUUUAGCACAAUGGUAGGGGGGCCAUUGGAAGCGUUUCCAUUGCUAAUAGGCAUUGGGUUUUUAAAGCUGUGGUUAUUGCUCCAUUUUUGGGAGUCUUGAAAUGGCUGGAGGGCACAAAGACACAGUCACACUUUUCCUUGUUCCUCUUAAAAGCCAAAAGGAAACAACUUUAUAUAUGCACUUAGUACUGGGAAUGUAACAAUACACGAAAUACGAUGCAUGUCACGAUAUGAUAUGUGUAUAUCACGAUACAUGUGAUGGUCCUAAUGGGCUGCUUGUAUGAUGCCUAGUUAAAUCAAAUGAUCAUUCAGUGUUACAAGGUGAACCGUUGCAUCACUACUUAGUACCCCUUUAUUUAAAAUGCUGAGUUGUUUACAGCAUUUUUUGUUUAGUUUUUUCACAUAUGGAGGCCUGAAUUGCUAACUCAUAAAUGUUUCAGUUUUAAAGUAUUUUCAAGACCAUUCAAUUAAAAAUGAUCAGCUUCACAUGAAGGCACUGGUAAGUCAAGAAGACAAACACAGAGGCACUGAAGAAGGUGGGGGGAUUAUCUGUUUGUCUGGGUUUUUUUAAUUUGCCGUAUUUUAAAACAAACUUCUCCCUGGACGUCGGCUAAAAAGUUAAGGCUUCAUAUUGUCAAACUCAUUUGUAAUCUCUAGAUUAUGUCAAAAAGUUGCCAAUUUGGUAUGUACAGGAUGAUUCAUAAACACAACACAGGUCAGAGAUAUAUAAUGCGCUGGUUUCACAGACCCCGAUUCGCUGUAUUCAGUGUUACUCUAGGUAAGGAAGUCAGGAGUGUUGCUAAUCGGAUCUAUGAAAGCCGCUGAAAGUGUUGAUCACCGGUUUGGACCCGGCUGGAUACUUCAUGGAAGGCCUGUGCUGCAUUAAGAGCACUGCCCAUGAACACCAAGUCCACAGGAUCUUCAGCUCCAUAUGUAUUCCUGUCCGUCAUCACUGUCUACUUUUAUCCCUGGAUCCAAGCACCCUGUAGAAAUACAAAAGGAACAUUCUGGAGGAUCACAGCUGUUUUUAGUCAAACCUCCAUUUUAUCCUCCCGAGGCAAGCGGUUCUUUAUCUUCUGCAGUGCCUCGGAAAUGAAAGAUGUGUCCAUUCGUAACGCCCUCCAGCCCAAAAAUUAGAACAAUAAUCUAUAAAUGUGUAUGUCCCUCUGGCAGGUGUGACACAGACAGAGCGAGAGGGGUUUGUACAGAGGUCUAUGUAAUAUAGUCAUUAUUCUGGGAAGAUUGUAAAGAAUUCUUUAUAACUACUGUAUGUAUUCAAUGUGUGUAAAUGCCUUUAUUGAUGAUUAACAUUAUUACUGCUUCUCACAAAGCAACUGAAUAAAGUAGUGAAAAGAUCA